UGCUGCAAUCACUUUUUGGAUCUACCUGCACCAUCGUACUCAGCAUGCACUUCUCAGAUCCAGCAGGAAAGCAUCGUCAACCACAGACAUGGGUCCCAUGGCCUCCUCCCAAGGACUAUCAAUUAGACAGCAGGCCAUGGCGAUUGCCGCCACACAGACCGAUGAUCAUUUCAGGUGCCGAGUUAGUGGACCCUGAGCAUGGUGAAACGGUCAAGGGAAUGGACAUCAGGAUUGAAGACGGCAAGAUAGUAGAGAUCGCGCCUUGCGAGAGCCUGUCGGGGUACAGAGAUCAACGCAAUGCGACAGUAAUUGAUGCCACUGGACUCUACAUCUGUCCAGGGCUCAUCGAUUGCCAUGUACAUAUACUCGCAGGUCUGGGCACUGCUGAGGACGAACCUGGUACGGAGAUGGAGAAUGAUCUGAAUACUGCGCUAGGACUUAAAUACAUGUUGUCGAAUGGCUUUACAACCGUUCGUGACGUCGGCGGGGCCACGGCUAAGCACCGUUAUUCUACCGAGUCUUGGCUCACACCUGGGCCGAGACUGUUUGUGGGAGGGCCAGUUAUGUCCAUGACCGGGGGGCAUGGCGAUCACCGAUCACAGUUUGACAUGCUCUCCACCAACAGCCCAUAUGGCCAAUUCUACAAUGGCGGUAUGGAGCAUACGAGCACGAUCGCCGAUGGGGUGGACGAGUGUCUCAGAACCGCACGCAAGCUCAUGGCAGCCGGCGCGGAUCACGUCAAGAUCUGUACUUCGGGUGGUGUAUUGUCUCCCUAUGACAAAGUCGAAGCGGCUCAAUAUACUGUACCAGAGAUCAGGGCUGUCUGCGAGACGGUCAAGGCAUUGGGUGGCACCCUCACCACAAGCCACUGUAACAGUGAUUUGGGCGCGAGGAAUGCUAUCGAGGGAGGAGUAGGAUGCAUCGAGCACGGCGGCAUGCUUUCGAGAGACACCCUUCAAUCGAUGAAGGAAAAAGGUAUCCAUUUGGUCCCGACCUUGAUCGUUCAGGAUGCCGUUGUCAACGGUCCUCUCAGGCCGUAUGUAUCGAAGCGGUCCUACGAGAAGGCAAAGACCGUGGCUUCGCAUUCUGAAAUCACGAUGAAGGAUGCUGUGGAGAUUGGAGUGAAUAUCGGUUACGGGACAGAUUACGUCCCGAUGUUCCAGCUCGCCGAGUUUGACCUGCGAGCAGCGUUCCUGCCAUCAAAAGAGGUACUCAAACAUGCAACAUGCAAUGCAGCCAAAAUCCUCGGAAUGGAAGGCAAGCUUGGAUGUAUCAAAGAAGGCGCGUUGGCCGACUUUUUGCUCCUGUCGGCCAACCCGAUCGACAAUGUGAAGAUCCUCAACCGUCCGGACAAGCAUCUCAAAGCGGUGGUCAAGGACGGGCGGUGUGUCAAGUCGAGUGUCAAGGGGCUGCCUGUGGAGGUAGAGUUAUUCUAGUGUUUUGUUUUUGUUGUCAUUAUUGCAAUUGGUACGGACGUGAUUUGAUUGCCGAUUGU
Molecule: messenger RNA, 1495 nt
Organism: Kockovaella imperatae
Lineage: Eukaryota; Fungi; Basidiomycota; Tremellomycetes; Tremellales; Cuniculitremaceae
Product: amidohydrolase
Exons: 9
Coding region: 45-1436 (463 amino acids)
Molecular function (GO): hydrolase activity, acting on carbon-nitrogen (but not peptide) bonds
Source: RefSeq, a predicted model, not a curated record